Molecule: messenger RNA, 3507 nt
Organism: Plasmodium vinckei vinckei
Lineage: Eukaryota; Apicomplexa; Aconoidasida; Haemosporida; Plasmodiidae
Product: U3 small nucleolar RNA-associated protein 13, putative
Exons: 2
Coding region: 1-3507 (1168 amino acids)
Biological process (GO): endonucleolytic cleavage in 5'-ETS of tricistronic rRNA transcript (SSU-rRNA, 5.8S rRNA, LSU-rRNA); endonucleolytic cleavage to generate mature 5'-end of SSU-rRNA from (SSU-rRNA, 5.8S rRNA, LSU-rRNA)
Cellular component (GO): 90S preribosome; nucleolus; small-subunit processome
Molecular function (GO): protein binding; U3 snoRNA binding
Source: RefSeq, a predicted model, not a curated record
AUGCCGGUAAUUUCUAGUAUAGAAAUUGAUAGGAAGCAUUCAGACUUUUACGAUGGGGAUAACAAUGUAUAUUAUUCAAAAGAGUAUGAGUUAUUUUUAAGUUUGUGCAACAACAACAUUUAUUGUUUCAAAGUUAAUGACCAAAAAAAUGCAAAGUCACAAAGUUUAUACAACGUUAUGUAUCCAACUCUUGUUUUGGAAUCAUGUAUAGAUAUUGAUGACAUAAAAGAAGAUCAUUAUAAAAAAUAUUCAAACAAAAAUUGUAUAUCCUUAUUUAAUUCUAUAGGACAUUUUUAUUAUUCUGAUAAAAAUGUUUUUUUAUCAACAGAUGAUAACAAUAUUCAUCAUUAUAUUUUAGUUCCUAAUAAUUUAAAAGAAGAAAAUAAUGAGAAUAAAAACGAUGAAAAGGAUAUAAAUGAUGAGAGUACAGAAAAAAAUAUUUAUUUAUAUGAUUAUGAAAAUAGCGAAGAUGAAAAAUUAUAUAGUUAUAGUUACAACUGGAUAUAUCUAAAGCAAAAAAAAAUAUGGAAAACAAAUAAUAUUAACAUAUCAUGUUUUAGUUAUAAUAAUAUAAAAUAUAAAAAAUUAAUUGUGGGAUAUAUUAAUGGACUGAUUAAUGUAUAUAAUCUAAGCACAUAUAAAUUGGCAUUUUCAUAUAAAAUUCAUAACAGUAGAAUUACUAAUUUAAAAAUGUACAAAAAUUUUAUUAUUAGUUCAGAUAUAACAAAAAAUAUUUUUAUUUAUGAUAUAGACAAAAAAGAAAAAGUUAUAUCAUGUGAAGAUCAUAUGAGUGGAAUUGUGGAUUUUCUUUUUUUGGAAAUUAAAAGUGGAAACGAUCAAAUAAAGAUUGAAGCACAAAAUAUGGACGAGGAAAACAUAGAGAGAGAAUAUGAAGAAGAAGAAGAAGAAGAAGAAGAAGAAAAUGAGGACGAAGAUGAGAACGAUGAGGGAGAAGAGGAAGAAGAUAAAGAUGAAAAUGAGGAUGAAGAAGAGAACGAUGAGGGAAAAGAAGAAACAUUGAUAGGAUUUAUUAGUAUAGGUAAUGAUAAAAUUAUGAACGUAUGGAAUUUAAGUGCUUUAAAUUUGGAAAGCGAAGAAGAUUUCGAUCAGCUUAAAAAUGAGCAUAAUGACAUCAAUCCUAGUAGUAAUAAAAAGAGAAAGAAUAAAAAAAAUAGUAAUUUGAUUACACAAAGUCCAAUUAAACAAAUUUAUCUAGCAAAUGAUAUAAAUAAUGCUAUAAUUAUACCUUCAAAUUUGUUUAAAAAUCAAAAAAGUAAACUAAGUAUAGAAGAUGAUAAUAUAAAAUGGUUAAUACUUACCCAUAAUAAUUCUGGGGAUCUAAUUUUUUAUAAUCCAUUAAAAGGAAAUAUAAUAUAUAAAUUUAAAGAAAAUAAAUACCUAAUUAAUGAAAGUAAUGUAAUUAAACUCGUUUUAUUAAAACAUAAAUUGUAUAUAUUUAGAGAGGACAGUUCUAUAUUAAUUUAUGAUAUAAGAAACUUUAAAUUAAUAAAAAUAUAUGCAUGUAAAUUGGAAGGAAUUUUUGAAAUGAUAUUUUUUAAUCCAAACCCUAAGCCUGUAGUUAAUGAUGAAUAUAGUAAUAGUGAUGAAGAUGAGGGUUCAAUAAAUUCAAAAUAUGAUACAGAAGUAUUUGAAUCAGAUAACAUAAUAAAAAAUAAAUGUGCAAUUUUAAUAGGGGAUAACAUUAUAAGAAUAUUAAAUUUUGAGGAUAAUUUAAUUUCACAAAAAUUGUUAAUUGGGCAUGAAGAUGUUGUGUCAAGCAUUAAAAUAAGUGAAAGAAACCUUCUUUUAUUUAGUGGGUCUAAUGAUAAAAAUAUAUUUGUAUGGAAUUUAAAAAAUAAUAAUUGUUUAUAUAUAUUAAAAGAUAAUUUAUAUACUAUUAAUGCUAUUGAUGUUAAUUUGAAAAAAUUUCCAAAAAUAUUACUAGUUAGUGUUUGUGAAGAUAGUAGUUUAAAACUAUGGAACUUUUCAUUUAAUUUAGAUAAUUUAAAAGAUAAUAAAAAAAAAAGAAAAAUUGAUCAAAUUUAUGAUAAUGAGGUUAUUAAAAGCAACUUGACUAUAUACCCUCAUAAGGCUAUGAUAAAUGAUGUGACAAUAUCCCGAAAUUCGAAGAUGAUCGCUACUUGCAGCAAAGAUAAGACAAUAAAACUAUUCGAGGCGAAUACUCUAAAAUUGAUAUCAUCUUUAGAAGGGCAUACAAAAUCAGUUCAGAGUAUAUGCUUUUCUAAAACAAGCAAUCUUUUGUAUAGCAGUACAUAUGAAAGUAUAAGAAUAUGGGAUAUGAGCACAUACCAGUGCCUAAAAAAUAUUCAAAGUCUUGAUUUUAAUAUUACAAAAAUGCUAAUAUUAAAUGACAAUUGCAUGAUUAAUGGAUACAGUAAUGGGAAUAUAAGUAUUAUAAAUAUAAAAAAUAGUGAAAAAUUAUCAACUGUUAAUUAUCAUAAUGAUAAAAUAUUUUGUCUACAAAGUUACAAUAAUAAUAAUGAAAUCGUUUCUUCUUCUAUUAAUGGAGAUUUAAUUUUUUUUAAAAAUGUAAGCGAAAAAAAAGCUAGUGAAAAUAUUUAUGAAAAAAAAAAAAAUAUAUAUUAUGAAAAUUGUUUAGAAAAUUUAUUAAAAGAAAAUAAGAUUAAUGAAUCGCUACUUAUUUGUUUAAAGUUAAAUAAAAAAUUUAAGUUUAAAACAAUCAUCGAGAAUUAUUUAAAUUCUUAUACAUUUAAUAUAUUAAAUAUAUUAAAACAAUUCGAAUAUGAAUAUGGUAUAAGAAGAAUAAUGGAUAAAACUAAUAAUAACUCCAAUUCAAUACCUAUCAAAAAAGAAACAAGCUAUUAUAAAGAUGAAGAAAUCUCCAAUAAAUUAUUAAAUGGAAAUUCUCAAAAAAGUAAUAUAUCUAUAAAUAACUCCAACAUCGAUUCUAUAAAUACUAAUAUGGAAGAAAAUAAAUUAAAGAACUUAUAUUAUGAUGAUUCUAAAAUUACUAAUAUUCAAAAUCAUUUAGAAAAUGCUGAUAUAUUAGAAAAAUACAUUUAUACAAAGUUGUCAGAAUUAGAAUCUGAUAAAUCGGAUAAGUUAGUAAAUAAUGCAAUGCCUAAAGAUUCUGAUCAAGGGAAAAUUAGUGAAUCAAAUUUUUCAAAGCAAAUAAAAGAAGAAGAUGAAGAUAAUGAUGAAAAUUUUGUUAUGUUUUUAAAAAAAAUGAAAGCCACAAGUGAGCAUUCUUACUUUUUGUAUCUUAACAAAUUGAUGGAUUUUAUUUCUUUUUUUGUUAUGAAUCAUAGAUUUGCAUAUAUAGCCAAUUUUCUUCUAAAUAGCUUAAUUAAAUAUAUCAGUUAUUCAGAUAUAUGCAAGAUUAACAACUAUCAGCGUUUUUUUGAUAUUUACAACAGUUACAUACCAAGACAUAAAAAUAGAUAUUUAAAGGAUUUGCAAAAAUCGAAAUGCUUUGAGUUAAUAAAUAUAAAUUACUACAAAGGGGAUAUUAAAAUGAUGAACUAA